Molecule: messenger RNA, 6183 nt
Organism: Biomphalaria glabrata
Lineage: Eukaryota; Metazoa; Mollusca; Gastropoda; Planorbidae
Product: centrosomal protein of 128 kDa-like
Exons: 28
Coding region: 249-3515 (1088 amino acids)
Source: RefSeq, a predicted model, not a curated record
AAAAUCAUAACCGGCGCAAAAUGCAACAAGCUCAGACACAUCUAACUCUCUAGAUUAGAUUUGGAAGCAAACUUUCGAUCUAAUCUAGAUCUAGAUCUACUACGUACCUGAUUAGAUUGGGUAUAUUUAUAUAUUAAAAGAUUUUACAGAAAUAAUAUUUUUUAUGCAUUGACUGUGAGUUUUGUGUACUAAGAAUGGUUACUUCAUUAAAACACUCUAAGCUUUGAUCUGUGGGCAUUUAACUGCAAAUGGCUAGGUAUAUCUCCAGUGAAAGUGAUGAUUACUACCCUCCACCUCCAAGAACUAGGCAACAUUCACAAAAAAAUGAUGACAGACUCUAUCGUUUGACUGCAAAUUUACAGGAUACAACCAAAAAUUUGAAGUCUUUGGAUCGUAUGAUUGAUGAGUACACAUCAAUAGGACAGAGUCAUCGAUCAACAAUUGAUAGGCUUCAAGGUGAUUUAGACCAAACUCAAGAUGAUUUACAUUAUGAAAGAGCUCGGUCAGCUGCCUUGGAAAGAGAUUAUGGAAGUGAUUCUGAAAGUUCUCCACGUGGUGGAUAUCGUAGCAGAAGAUCAGCUGUAAGGUUUGCAGAUGACAUGAACAAAGAACUCCAUGGUAUACAUCAAUCUGUUCGAGACCUAUCUUCAGAACAAUUAAAACUGGAAGAAAGUUUUAACAGAGAAAUAGAUCGUAGAGACAGGCAUGAUAAUGAGACGAGACGUUCACUUGAAGAUAUAAAAGUUUCUCUGAAAGGAGUGACUGCCCUUGAUCCUCUUUCUGCUCGGGUGGAGAAGCGUCUGCAAGCGAUUCAGUCAGAAAUAAGAGCUGAGCGUCAACUGUUAGACAGAGACCAUCACAGAGAUGACUACAGUGCCUUAUCCAAUGAACUCAAAAAUGCUAUUCAGUCAACACAGGCUGCAAAUAAUUUAGAUGAGAAAUUAAGAAGCCAAUUCUUGCAAUCUGAGUCUCUUAGGCAUAAGGUGGAGAAUGAACUAGACAGUGUCAAACGAAGACUAGACCAGACAGAGGGAAGUCGAACAGCUCUUCAGUCCCAGGUUGAACAGUUAAGGUUACAGCUGUCUAAAGCUGAUCAGGAGAGACAUCGAAUGAGACUAGACCUUGAUGAAUCUAGAAUAGAGUCUGAGGUCAAAGAGCAAAGAAGACGAAGGGCGGUUGAGGAAGAAAAAUCAAAUAAUUUGGAAAGAGAACUACGAGAUUUGAAAACUCACUUGGCCAGAUCAGUUGGUGCAGUCACAGAGCUGGAAGAUUUAAGGAGGAGACUGGAUAAAAGUGAGAGGCAGUGCGCCCAGUUGUCAGAUCAUAUUGAGACAUUGGCUAAAGAUCUGGACAACAGAGAACGUCAAAGUGCCAAAGUUAUCACACAGUUGAAAGAUGUCUCUGAUAAAUAUGAAGAUGCUGACAGGCAGAGAAACUAUCUCCUUCAACAGGUGGAGGAACUUCAACAGAAGCUGGCAGUCACCACCAAAGAACUGGAGAAAACCAAACAUGAACAAAGAAACACUGAGCUGUGCCUUCAAGAUAGUGAGAAGAAAAAAGAUGAGUUCAAAGGUCGUGCUCAAGAGACAGUGCGACAAUGGAAAGCCAAAGUCAAAUCUCUUGAAAAAGCUCUUGAUCGUCAGAAACAUGGCACGAGUGAGAUGCUAAAUCGUCAUGAGCAGCUGAUCAAAGAGUUAGAAGGUUUUAAACAGCAUGGAAAUUAUCAUCAGCUACAGAUUGAGAGCAUUAGAAGAGAGUUGGCUGAUGCCUUGGCAGUUAGAGCAGCUCAAGAUGAACAGCUGAGAUUGAAGGACAUUGAAAUUAAUGAGCUGAAAUCUUUGAGAAUGGAUCUGGACAGAGAGUAUAGAGACUCAAGGUCAAUAGCAGACAAGAUGGAAGGUGAACUUCAUAGCCUAAGAUCUAGAGUUGCCUGUUUGUCUGAAGACAAACAUCACUUGGAAGACAAACUGUCAGCAGUGGAAUCAGCUCACCUGUUAGCACAGGAUCAGUCACGUUCUCUACAGGAUGAACUGAAAGAGUUGAGUAAUAUUAAAGCAGCUACUGCUACACAACUGGCAGAGGCACUUGCAAAAAAUCAUGACCUGAUGCAGGCUGUUGUUGAGCUUCAGCAUAGAGAGAGAGGGGCCAGGGAAGAAGUGGAGCUGUACAAAAAGCAGCUUCACCAGGAAAGGAAUGGACUCAGCAAAGAUUAUGAAACAUUAAAACAGGAGCUCAAUGAAGCCAAAGUGAGAGAGGCCCAUACCAUCCAAGAAUUAACCAGAAAAUUCAGGGCCCAUGGUGCAGAGCAGGAAGCUGCUAUCCAGGCAUUAAAGAUGGAAUUAUCUGAAGAAAAAAGUAAUGCUAAAAUUGCUAACAGAAAUGCUGACAGAUUAAAAGAAGAAUUAGAUAUUUUAGAGAAAAGAUUUAAAUUAGUUGAAGAAGAGAAUGUAGGUAUGAAAAGAAAGCUGGACUUAGUGAGACAAGAAUUUGAAACUCAGACUCACCUGGCUGAGGAUGAUCUACACAGAGUGAAAAAGCUUGAAGGCCAGUUAGGGAAUGCUCAUCUAGACCUGGAGAAACUGGAAAAACAACUCAUUAAUGUCAUACAGGAACUUGCUAUAGAAAUUGAUGCUGUGGUGGAAACUGCUUCUGUUGAUGCUACCAGUCAUUGCCAGCCCAUCAAUGGACUCAAGAAUCUGGUUUCCAUUGGUACUGGUGUUCCAAGUCAUUUAAUAACAGAAAUGAGGAACAAGAUCAAGUGGCUGAGGUCAGAAUUCAGAGAGCGCCUUGUGCGAGAGCGCCGGUUGCGCCAGGAAUUCAGGACAGCUCUGUCAGCUUCAGAUGCCGAUCGCCAGUUUCUUAUCCAGGAACUUGUCAGGAAAGAUGAGGAGCUAGAUGAUUUAUUUCUGGAAAAACAAGAGAUUGCAUUAAAAGAAAUUCAAAGCAUGUGCACUGUAGAGAAACUGGAAGAGCACGUCCUUGACCUUUCCGAUGAGCUUCAGCUAAGAAAGCUAAAAGAGGAAGAGCAGAAGAAACUCUUCGUGCGAGAGAAGUACAACAUCAUCUCAGACAUGGAAGAUAUUCUGGAUGCUCAAAAGGAGAAAGCCAAAAUUGAAGAAAGAUAUAGAAGAUUGCAAGACACGCUCAAAUCACUUCAGCAGGACUUGAAGUCUGGCUCAAUGGACAUCGGCAAGAAGGGAAGUGGAGUUCUAAGAUCAACCAGUCCUAAUGGAAUAUUGAGGUCUUCCAGCCCUAAUGGAAUAUUGAGGUCUUCUAGCCCUAAUGGAAUAUUGAGGUCUUCUAGCCCUAAUGGAAUAUUGAGGUCUUCUAGCCCUUCUUCCAAUGGAAGAAAAAAGAACCAUGUCAGAAUCUCUGCCUGUACACCGACAAAAGAGUUCAACUCAGAGGACCCUGUGACACAGUGCCACACACCACCCCCGCUCUCUUUGAGUGAUGAAGAGUUCCGUGCUAGAUUCAUCCCAAGGACACCUACUGAGCCAGAUAGCUGGGGCUGACCUUUGGAUGCCAAGACUUAGCAUACUUGGGACUGUGGACACAACAAUUGAAAUAGGUUAUAUGACUUAGACACCAAGAGGACUGUGGAUACUACAAAGGAAAUAAACCAUAUGACUUAGACACCAAGAGGACUGUGGAUACUACAAAGGAAAUAGACCAUACGACUUAGACACCAAGAGGACUUUAAAUGCUACAAAAGAAAUAGACCAUAUGACUUAGACACCAAGAGGACUUUGGAUGCUACAAAAGAAAUAGACCAUAUGACUUAGACACUAAGAAACUCCAGGCUUACUUUCAGCAUAGACAACUUUUAGAUUAUUCCAGUGAUACGACUUUGACUUUGAAUGUUGUGUUUUUUCAUACUAGUGUUCAAAGUCCUUAGUUCUGAUUAUAAAUGACUGUGCUUGCUUACUUUUCUAUUAAUGAAUGUAGAAAUACUGAGAUCACUUUUUACUCAUGUAAACUCUUUGUGCUAAGACUUCUAUCAGUAUUGCAUCCCAGAUAUUUAUAGACUCUAUGUAUCCUUUUAUCUCUAUAUAAAAGCUAUAUUUUCAAAAUAUAAUAUUGUAUGAUAUUUUAGUUAUGAUCUAUUUACCUGACUUUUUUUUCUCAAAAUGGCCAAUAUUACUAUUUUAAAAAAUGUAUGUUAAAUGAUAACUGCCUUUUUUCAAAUUGUUUCUGUGGCAGUUGUUGAGAAGAGACUGGUGCAGGUUAAGUUCCACACAUUUAUUGUUUGUCUUACCCUCCAGCCCCUGUGUCUUGCUUCAUUAUUUGUACUAAACAUUUUUUAAAACUGUAUCUGACAAUCAAAUAGAACAGUUAAAGUCUUAAGUCAUCCUACGUACUGGUAUAAAUAAUGUUCCCAUUACCUUAGCAAUUGUUAAUGUAUUGGUUUUUUCUUCUUCUAGGAAAUACCAUUGCUAUUAUGUUUAUACAUUAUAUUCACCUCAUUACUUAUAUUUUUAAAAAAUCAGUAUUGUUGGAAGGUUAAAGAAUGGGGAGGGGCAAAGAAAGGUGGGAGUGCCAAAGUGUUUUGAUUGACAGCACUUUUGUUUCACUCUAUACCCAAAUAUCGGUAAUGCUCUUGGUUAGACUUUUAAUGUUCAUAUAUCUUUCUCUUUAUUGCAUGUACACUUUGUAUUACUGUAAUGAUUCUCUUGGACCCUCAGUUUUUGGUCAUGUAUAUUAUAUAAAAAAGCCUACAUUAUUUCUACAUAAUGUUCUCUUGUUUAUAUUUCUUUCUUGCCAAACUGUUGUUAUUUCCAUCUUGUGUAUAAAGUUGUUAAGUGAAUGUGCAUGUGAUUGUUUAUGUUUUUGUGUAAUAAAGAGCUAGUAAUACACUUAGGCUCUGGCCUGACCUCCAGUCAUCAAAACUGGGCUCCAAGUUGAGUUUACGGAUCACACUGCUAUGUAAUGAACUAAAUUACUUUUAUAUACACAGAAAUUUAAAAUUCACUAAUCUUAAAAUUAAUUUUUUUGUAAUUUCAUGUCAAGAUUUUACCUAGGCCUUUUGAAACUAGAUCUGUCACCAUAGUAUCAUGUAUUAUUUUGGAGUACUACUCUACCAACUCUGCCAGUUAACUUCUUUUGCUUUCUGUAGCCUGACAUUUUUAUAUUCGUCAAUAACAUUUCUCCAUCUUUCUCAUUCAUAUAUUCGGGAAUCAGAAAUGGCAGCUCUUAAUUGCUCUAUGACGUGCUUGUCAAAUAGUUGUUAUAUGUCUAGUUCCUUGUCAAAUACGGAGAAGAUUUUUUUCUAUCAUUCAUCGUUCUGUAACUUCCAAUACAACUUUGAUUAAUUAUUAUCUUGUUGGAACCUAAUGCAUGCUUAGGAACUUAAAAUAGUAAUGUAAGGACUAACUCUUUUAAUUUGUAAAUGUGAUAAGGACUGGUUCUAACAGCAGUUUCCAUGGAGGAUGAAGGUGGUGGUCCUGCAUCAUUUGUCUCAAACAUUGUUAUAAGCAUCCAGUAUUCCACAUGUAAUAACAAAAACUCUCUUUGUUCAAUCUUUCUUUUGAAACAUCUUUUUUCCUGAUUCUCUGUGUAUGCUUUAGACAAACAUUAUGUGUAAUACAAAUUAUGUAUGUUAACAUACAUUGAAUAUGCAGUAGACAUUAUUACUGUACAAAGGCCAAAUAUAUAUAUAUAUAUACAUUGUGUAUUUUUUUUUUACAGACACUAUUAUUCAUUAUACUUUUUGAACUGAACAUUCCACUUUACAACUUGUCGUUGUUUACAGGAUUCUCUCCACUUAUUUUUUUUGUCUCCCUUUCAAAGCUGAGAAAUCUGUGAUACUUUGACUAAACCACAUUACCACUAGCAUUAAAUCUUCUCAUUAAAUGUACACUAUUUAAUCAUAGCCAAACUUAUAGUAGUCUUGUAGUUUUCUUUACUAUGUAUAUUAGUAGGUCACUAUGGUAGUGCACAGUAGUCCAAUUAAAUAUUAACUGAAUGUCAUUCAUGUGUUGUUGUUUUUUUAAUACCUACUGGUAUUUGUAUUCAUGGCUGUUGUUUUGUAAACUUUGAUGACUGCAUUUCUAUAUGACAGUCACUCAUUGAGAAAAGAUCAUGUGAUUUGUUUGUGAUAUACAUACUUCCCUUGCCAAAUGAGCUAUAGACUUAAAAGCUAUGUGUUGAAUAUUGAGAAAUAAAGGAAUCCCAUAUUUUUUA